This is a messenger RNA of Malaya genurostris, 4154 nucleotides long. RefSeq names its product protein decapentaplegic (gene dpp). The coding region runs from base 1688 to 3265 and encodes 525 amino acids. The record is from RefSeq and is a predicted model, not a curated record. NCBI's taxonomy places the organism in Eukaryota, Metazoa, Arthropoda, Insecta, Diptera, Culicidae. The transcript is spliced from 3 exons. Gene Ontology annotation, biological process: SMAD protein signal transduction; BMP signaling pathway. Gene Ontology annotation, cellular component: extracellular region. Gene Ontology annotation, molecular function: cytokine activity; growth factor activity.
AGCAUCUCAUCCGAACAGGUCCACUGAAAGUCCCCCAUGGUACAAGUCAAGGAGCCUCUAACAACCGCAAAAUCCAGUAGCGAGUGAGAGCCUUCCCAGCCAGUAGUCGAUCGUUUUGCUGCUGUCGUUGGUGCCACGGUGCAGUAGUAGUUGAGCAGCUUUUAAUUCGCCAGCUGCUUGAGUGAUUCGCUAGAAACACGGACACGGACUCCAUCUACCAGGUGGAUUUGGAAUCCUUAAUUUUGUGUUCUGCUCGCGAGUGUCACGGUCGAACGUCCCGGACUUUACAGAUAGAAUAGCAGUGCCCAAGAAGUCUAGCAACAGUUGAAACCUUUGCAGCGACAUUCGUGCUCAAGUUUUUCAAGUUACAUUAUAUAUACAUUUUAUUGCUUCGCAACUUGCGCGAUCCGCGUUUAAAGAGUCAAUCCGAGAAACAAAACUCCGGAAACGGUACAAGUUUUUUUUCUCCCUUCACCUUGCGUCCCUCGUCUGAUCGCCGAUGGCGAAACGAGAUCCCGGGGAAACCGUGCGCCUCAUGCGAAAAGAGCAGAUCUGUUAUCGUCAAAAGUUGAAUUGAAAUCGCGAUAACAACGUUUAAGAGAAGAGUGACAGAUAAUCAAUAAAGUGAGUGGAGUGGUGAAAGAAGAGAAAGAAGAAAAACAAACGAAACGAGGGAAAGGAAAAUUGUUACAAAUUCACAUCAGUGCCUGGUUUUGUAAGUGUGCAUGUGUGUGUGUGUGUCCGUAAGUGUGCGCGCGUGGAGAAAGAUUCAACGGACAAGUGUAUUGAAUCUUUUUUUUUCGUUGCUCCUAGAGCUCUUGGGAAAAGUGUUUGGGGUCUCAAGCGAGGAAGCGGGAAGAUCCGAAGAAUUCCGACAAGUGGAAGAAGAAUAGUGAUUGGCGCAGUGCGGUUCAUGUAUGUUUCAAGAUUCACAACAUACUUUGCGACAACGCAGUAGAGGAAUGCUUGAUAAAAUAAAAUAUAGGCAGCAAAAUUAAAUGCCACUGCAAAGAAGAAUGACAGGAGAAGAAAUGUUGAAUGAAAACAAGAAGAGAACAUAAAAUAUUGAUGUGUAUAAAAUUAAGCGGAAGAAGCGAAAAGCUAAUCAAAACGCAGUACACGAUUGAAGCAGGAAAAAAUAAACGGUAAAGAAGCCUCUGAACAAAUGCAGUUGGCAACUGAUAAAACAACAGCACCUGAUCUUGAUGGUAAAUUGCGCUCUACUACCUUCGUUGGCAACGAGUGAAAUUACUUCAAUUGGCAGCUAGUUCAAGAAAAGAAAAUAGAAAGAAAAUAUUUUGUGAUCUGCGAUUUACAGUAAUGAUAACUUGCAAUCUAUUCCGUGUAUUUACCAGUUGCACCUUAAUUGCACUGAUUAUCAAUUUGCGGAGGCAGUGUUGUAAUUUUUUUCUUCAGUAUUAAUUAAAGUGAAGCUGUGACAGUGUUGGUUCGAUGUAUAAGGAAAUGAGACCAUUUCGGUGGUGGUUUGUUAUUAUUGUUGUUGUUAGUGUUGUUGUUCAUGUUGUUGUUGUUGUUAUUACUGCUGUGCUGUAACGCGAGAGCUGUUGGUACGUAGGCGUCAAAAGCCUGACCACAAGGCCGUCUGGAUGCGAUCAACUGUCGGAAAGUUUCUCAAGUCGUUAAUGGACGGGCUAACAUAAGCUGAAUUGAAGGCAAAAGACAACGGAUGGCAGCAGCAGCAGCCUGUUUGAGAUCAACCCAAUCACAUAUGAUUUUCCUCUGCAAUAGAAGAAUAGCUGCAAAUACGAACAUGCACGCGUGGCUUUUUGUCCUCGCGGUGCUGGCGAUUCUACAGGGUGUAACGCAAGUCGCUAGCACCGACGAUCAAUCCACCUCUCCCGCCUAUACACUCUUCACGACGGUCAGCAGUCCCAUCAGCAGCAGCAGCAGCAGCAGGAGUAGCGGUAGCAACACAGAUGGCCAGUCAGCAGCCGUGGAGGCGCUCAGUGACAGUAGUGUGGCGCAAAGUGAGCCAAAGGUGGACGAAGAUAGUUUAGACCGUCCGACCGAAGCGACGGUAGGUGAACUGCACCUGCAAGUGGUGGACGCGGCAAACACCGAGUAUAGUGAUAGUGACAGCCUACAGUUUAGUGGUAGUAGCAGUAGCGGUAGCAGUAGUAGUGAUAGCAAUAGCCAUAGCCAUAGUAAGCCCGAUCCUGAAACGCUAGUCCAAAUCGAGAGGAAUCUCGGUAGUCUGUUCGGUUUUUCCAAAAGACCAAAAAUUGAUAGAUCUAAGGUGGUGAUACCGGAAGCGAUGAGGCAGCUGUACGCCCAGAUCAUGGGCCACGAUCUGGUCGACUCCGUCCACGUGCCAAAGAAGGGCCUCAGCACGCGCAACGCCAACACCGUGCGGAGUUUUACGCAUGAAGAAAGCCAUAUAGACGAACGCUUCAAACACCAUCACCGUUUCCGGCUGAUGUUCAACGUAACGAACAUCCCGCUGGGCGAGAAGCUACGAGCCGCUGAGCUCACCCUGAACCGGGAUGCGAUCGACAAUCAGCGGUACCGGUCGGUGCAUCAUCAGAUUCUGGUGUACGACAUCGUGCGGCCCGGUGUGAAGGGUAAACGGGCCCCAGCGUACCUGCUGAUCGACAGCAAGACUGUCAAAAUCAACGAAACCGGUCCGGUCAGCGUGGACGUGCUGCCAGCCGUUGAGCGGUGGUUGCGCCAUCCCAAGCAAAAUCACGGACUGUUUAUCCAAGUUAUCAGCAAAAGCAAACGGAAGCCCCAUGCUGCUCCGCUGCAUCAGCACGUACGGUUACGGCGAAGCGUGGACGAAAGUCACGAGAAGUGGUCCCAGAAACAGCCGCUAUUAUUCACCUAUACCGACGAUGGACGCCAUAAGCAGCGACCGAUUCGCGAUGCACUGACUAACGCGAACCGAGCUCGACGGACGCCCAUGCGAAACCGUCGAAGGAAGAAUGGCUUAGAAGCUUGCCAGCGACGAUCUUUGUACGUUGACUUCAGCGACGUGGGCUGGAGUGACUGGAUUGUGGCACCGCCAGGGUAUGAUGCGUACUACUGUCACGGUGAGUGUCAGUUCCCGAUCGCUGACCAUCUGAACACGACGAAUCACGCGAUCGUACAGACCCUGGUCAAUUCCAUCAGCCACAGUCUGGCACCUAAGGCUUGCUGCGUUCCCACGCAGUUGUCUUCCAUCUCGAUGCUCUACCUGAACGAGCAAAACAAGGUCGUUCUGAAGAACUACCAGGACAUGACCGUGGUCGGGUGCGGAUGCCGUUAAACCUGCAGGUGCACUCCAGACCGCUUGUAAAUUGCACGAAAUUGUAUCAUAGCUGCUGAGAGGUAUCCUCUCAAAGAGAAUACCGACAAAAUGAUCAGCCGUAGGUUAUGAAACGUACUAAGUGAAGUGGAUAGCUGGCAUGCAACUUUCUCUUCCAUCGAAUGUCAUGUGAACUAUUUCCUAUGCGAGUGAAGAUUAGGGAACAAAUCGAACGAACGCGAGAGCGAAAGCGCGUGAAAUUGAGGACGGGAUCCUGAGCGCGGUUUGGGAUACCAUCGCGGUGUUACUUUUAGCUCUACUGUAAGAAACAACCCCAGUGUUGGUAAAAAGAUGUACAAAAAAUUAUUGGUUUUCGAGCACUGCACGAUUGGCCUUUAUUGUUUACUGCUGUUAAAACCUAAGAAUGAAAAAAAAGUGCAUAACAUAACUACCGUAAGAAAAGUGCAGCAAAUCCUGUUUUGUAAAUAUAUCUAAUUCAAAGGUUAGCUAAUAUAUUUAACUACCCCUUAAGGGCACUGUAAAAAUACACUGCAAAUGAUUUUAGAAAGCCACUAGAUUGAACGCUUCACUACAAAAGAUUUUAAGUAUUUGUUUUAUAAUGUAAACGAACAAUAUUUGUUGGAGCAUUGUUUUAUUUAUUUCGGUACGGUUAGACGGAUGUCGUUCGGAGUUACUCAACUGGAUCCAGUUAUGGAAAAAAAAGAACCGAUAUGCUUCCGGCGUGCUUGCGUACGCUUUUAUGUAUAGAGUGAUCAUUUAUCGCACAAUAGUAGAAACUGUACUCCUUCAUGCUAUCCAAUGCUACUGUUUCAUUUUGUAAAUUUGUGUAAUAUAAUAGUACCUGUAUUUGAAGAAAAGUAUUUAUUAAAUAAAUGGUCAAAAAUCGAGC